CGCACAGUAUAAUACGUUAGAUUUGAGGUUAUUUCCUCAACAGCACAAACCUACAGCUACAUUCCGCUCGGUUGGCAUUCAUGAACUAAGCAAACUUACCACUUUUCUCCGGAAUCUGCCUGUUCGGCGUAAAGUACAGACAAAACAUGUCUUCUGCUGUUCAUGAAAACGUGAAGAAUUAUUAUGGCUCACGGCUGGAGACUUCGGAUGACUUGCAGACCAAUGCUGCAUGUGUCAUGCCCUCCAGACCUCUGCUCAAGAGUGCGUGUGAAGCCCUGAACCAAGUCCACCCAGAUGUUAGCAAGAGGUAUUUCGGCUGUGGGCUGGUGAUUCCAGAGAAGCUGGAAGGAUGUACGGUUCUUGAUCUGGGCAGUGGAUCGGGCAGAGACUGCUACGUCCUCAGUAAACUGGUGGGGGAGAGAGGUCGAGUCAUUGGGCUGGAUAUGACUGACGAGAUGAUAGUUGCCUCGCAAAAAUAUGUCCAGCACCAUCAGGAGAAAUUUGGAUACUCAAAACCAAACACAGAGUUUGUGAAAGGAUACAUGGAGAAGCUCAGUGAUGCAGGGAUGCAGAACAGCUCUUUGGAUGUAGUUGUGUCAAAUUGUGUUAUAUGUCUGUGCCCAGAUAAGAGAACUGUGAUAAGUGAAGCUUACAAAGUUCUGAAGGAGGGUGGAGAGUUGUACUAUAGUGACAUGUAUGCAAGCAAACUAGUUCCAGACUCUUUCAAGGAGGAUCCAGUUCUGUGGGGUGAGGGAAUGGCUGGUGCCCUCUACUGGCGGGAUCUCAUCUCUCUGAUGAAUGACAUUGGCUUCAGCACUCCACACCUGGUUGCAGGCAGUCACAUUGUUGUUCACAACCCAGAAAUUCAAAGAAAGACUGGUGAUGUUAAAUAUGCAUCUGGAACUUACCGGAUCUUUAAACUGCCUCAGAACUCCAUCAAGACCAGAGCGCUGGUCACAUAUAAAGGCACCGUGCCUGACUGUGCUGAAUGUUUUGAGUUUGAUGCCUCUCAUUCCUUUAAGACAAGUGUCCCAGUGGAGGUGGGUGCAGAGAUGGCUGCCAUCCUCCAGAACACCCGUUUCUCUACGGACUUCAAUAUUACAAUGUUAGACACUCCAGAUACAGACCAGAGCAGUUCUCCGCAGUAUUGCCACCUUAGCCCGUUCCAUCUGGCGGAUAAACUGGGGUCCUCAGUCAAACAGUGCUCAAAGACAGGACACUAAGGCAGCCGGCCCGGCGGUGUUCAAGCGAAGCUCCUCAGACUUAGCACAUCUCUGCACAGAUGAGCUGAGAGGUCAACGAGUUUUUGGGCUGCCACAGCGAAUGCCAAGUACAACCAGACACACUCUAUUAGAUGCAUUAUAAAACUGUUGAAACUUUGUCUCUUUCUCUCGCUCUGCUUCUCUCUCACACACAGAAUGCAAAAGAAAUACACUCUUUUGUUACUUUCAAAAUGCUUUUGGCCAAACUUUGUUCAAUAAAGGAAUAAAAGGUGAAUUACUUUA
Carassius carassius (crucian carp) is the source of this 1505-nucleotide messenger RNA. Its product is annotated as arsenite methyltransferase-like. The transcript has 11 exons. Gene Ontology annotation, biological process: toxin metabolic process; arsonoacetate metabolic process. The record is from RefSeq and is a predicted model, not a curated record. Gene Ontology annotation, molecular function: arsenite methyltransferase activity. Lineage: Eukaryota; Metazoa; Chordata; Actinopteri; Cypriniformes; Cyprinidae. Bases 147 to 1223 code for a protein of 358 amino acids. Gene Ontology annotation, cellular component: cytosol.